Messenger RNA from Arachis duranensis, 1675 nucleotides. Its product is annotated as heat stress transcription factor A-2. Gene Ontology annotation, molecular function: DNA-binding transcription factor activity; RNA polymerase II cis-regulatory region sequence-specific DNA binding. Lineage: Eukaryota; Viridiplantae; Streptophyta; Magnoliopsida; Fabales; Fabaceae. Gene Ontology annotation, biological process: regulation of transcription by RNA polymerase II. Gene Ontology annotation, cellular component: nucleus. The coding region runs from base 218 to 1321 and encodes 367 amino acids. The transcript is spliced from 2 exons. The record is from RefSeq and is a predicted model, not a curated record.
GGCAGAAAGUUCUUACAAGUUACAAUCUUCCGAAGAAACUAAACACUACUACCAACUUCCCUAGUUCCCUUUCCUUUCUAGAAUCUUCCUACCUCGUCCACCGCCUUAAGUAGCUUAUUUGCCAAACUAGAAACCCCAACGAAUUCACUAACUGAACUGAAUCCCACUAACAACCUUUAAAUAAAUCAAGAAACAGUUACAGAAGCAGGUAAAUUAAAUGGCGGGAAGAAUGAGAGUGAAGGAGGAAGAGGAGACUGUGGUUUUGUGUGGGAGCGGACCAGGUGGUUCAUCUUCUUCAUCAAGCGUGUCACCGCAACCCAUGGAAGGGUUGCACGAUGUGGGACCACCACCGUUUCUGACGAAGACCUUCGAAGUGGUGGAGGAUCCUUCCACCGACUCCAUUGUUUCUUGGAGCAGAGCUCGCAACAGCUUCGUUGUGUGGGACUCGCACAGAUUCUCCACCACGAUCUUGCCUCGUUACUUCAAGCACAACAACUUCUCCAGCUUCGUUCGCCAACUCAACACUUACGGGUUUAGGAAAGUGGAUCCUGAUCGAUGGGAAUUUGCGAACGAGGGGUUCUUGGCAGGGCAGAAGCACUUGUUGAGGACGAUAAAGAGGAGGAGGAAUGUGACGCAGUCGUCAACGAACACGAUCCAGCAUGGAGAAGGAGGAGGAGGAGGAAGUUGUGUUGAGUUAGGUGAGUUUGGUUUGGAAGGUGAGAUAGAGAGGCUGAGAAGGGAUAGGACGGUGUUAAUGGCGGAGAUCGUGAAGCUGAGGCAGCAACAGCACAACUCAAGGGAGCGGAUUUGUUCAAUGGAGUCAAGGUUGCAAGUCACAGAGAAGAAACAAACUCAGAUGAUGACUUUCCUGGCCAAAGCACUCCACAACCAGUCUUUCAUUCAUAACCUUUCUCUUCAGAACAGAGAAUUACAGGGUUUUGAGAUGAGCAGGAAGAGGAGAAUAACUGCUACCGCAAGUGUGGAGAAUCUGCAAGAGGAUCCUGUUGCUGUUGAAGAGCAAGAGGAAUUGACGAGUAUUGGGUGUGAGAUAGAGACACUUUUGUCAAGUGCUUGCGAUAAUGAAUCAAGCAGUGAAAUGAAGGAGCCUACUGCUGCUGCUGCUGCUGCUGCUACCAGUGAGAAUAUAUGGGAAGAUUUGCUUAGUGAGGAUUUAGUUGGUGGGAAUCCGGAGGAUGAAGUUGUCAUUGGUGAUUACCCACACCAAAAUCUUGAAGAUUUGGCUGCAACAAACACUGGUGAUUGGUCUGAAGACUUGCAGAAACUUGUGGAUCAUAUGGGUUUUCUUGCCUCUAAUCCAUAAAAAUAAGUGGUUGUAGAAUUAUUUGUAGUAGUAUUAUUUGUUGUCUCGGGUUGGCCUCUGCAUGCAACUAGUUUCCCAUUGCAAAAUUAACAUGUUGAUGGUGGUGGUAUGCCUUAAAUUAUUUUCUGUAGAUAGUUAUUGAUAAUGGUUUCAUUCAUUAAUUGAUUGAUUGAUGAAGAGAUGCAUGAUGUCGUUUUUGUGUGCAGCAAGGGGGGAAGGCUUGGUAGUUGUUGAAAGAGGCCAACACAUAAUAUUGUGCUCUUUGUUCUGUAUCCUUCUAUUAAUUCAAACUUGCUAAGUGUCUGUGAAUAUCUCAAAUAUUUCGUUCAUCUAGCUAAUUGUUCUUAAUUUCAA